GGUUUGAAGGUCAGAUGACUGAAAAUUCAAUUGAGAUUGGUAUUAUAGGAGGCGGUUCGACGGGAUUUACAGAAGGAAAGGAACCUCCACUGUUCAGAAAGUUGACCCCCUCAGAAGUAAAAGAUUAUUUGGCAAACAUUGCUUAG
Molecule: messenger RNA, 146 nt
Organism: Acaulospora morrowiae
Lineage: Eukaryota; Fungi; Glomeromycota; Glomeromycetes; Diversisporales; Acaulosporaceae
Source: the annotation of a GenBank genome assembly